CUCAAAUCAUGCAUUAUAUCAUGCAUGCAUCACCUGACCUGUCACUGUGAGAGCUGAGAGCUGAGAGUAUCUAUAUACAGCUGCUUUUGCCGAGCUUUGAGCUUUUCAUUCUGCUAUAUAUCAUACUAAAAUUAAUAAAGUUCUGUCAAUGGCUGAGAGACUGAGUACUGCUCAAGAAACUCUCUCCAAAGUAGAGGACCAGCUGUCAUGCCCAGCCUGUCUGGAGCCCUACACCAACGCUCGACUCCUUUCCUGUUUCCAUGUCUACUGUCAACAUUGUCUCGAGGAAAUACUUGCCCACAAUCGACAAGGCCAGCUCGAAUGCCCUGAGUGUCGCCAGCCCACCCCCCUACCCCCCACUGCUGUGAGCGGCCUCCAGGCUGCCUUUCAUGUCCACCAUCUUUUUGACAUCCGGGAAACACUCAAGAAAAUUGAAGAGCCUCAGAAAUUGGCCUGUGAGAAAUGUGUAAAGACGACUCGUAAAGCCACUAGCUUUUGCCGACAAUGCACCAAGUUCAUCUGCGAGAAGUGUACUGAAAUGCACGAAGAGUGGGAGGAGUUUGAAGGCCACGAAGUUGUUAGUAUCGAAAAAGUGGAAGGGGACUUGACUCAUCUAAUUUCCCCAAAGAAGACAUUCCCUCGCUGCCCGAAACAUGACGAAAAUAUGAAACUUUAUUGCGAAACUUGUGGGGAGUUGAUUUGCACUCACUGUAUCGUUCAUAUACACAAAGACCACAAAUACUGUGUGAUUACCGACACCUUUGAGAGCCACAAGAAAGAGAUCCUGGACUCCCUGGGACCCGUUGAAAAACAGCUAGAGGCCACCGACACAGCUCUGGCCAAUCUGGAUGGUAGGCAUGCCGAAAUUGUUGAGCACCAAGGGAAAAUUUCAACCAAUAUCAAUGCGAGGUUCGAUGAGAUUCGUCGAGCUUUUGAUGCUCGUGAGGCGGAGCUUAUGACCGGGUUAGAAGGCCACACUCAACAACAGCUCAAGACCCUCUCUGAUCAACGAAAGGAUAUAGAGAUCUUCCAAACCCAAUGUAACAACUGCCUGCAUUUCGUGAGGGAGAGCAUUCGUACCGGAUCUCCAGGAGACGUGCUAAAGAUGAAGCAAGGUGUGAUGAAGCAAGUGAGAGAGCUGGUAGACACCUUUGACCUCAACAACCUAGAGCCUCGUGAGACGGCCAACACCUGUUUUGUGCCUUCUGUUGAGAUGGUUAAGUCCUGUAACGAAUUUGGAGUCAUGCAUUGUGUUAAUAUUCCUUGCAAAGCAAUCACUACAGAACAUGUAACGGCGUAUUAUCGAUUUAUUUCUCCGCUAAAUUCAGCGCCGCCAGACGUCAAACUCGUCUCCAAAAUAACUGGCAAAACCACAAAAGAUGGUGUGAAGAAACGAAGGAUGGGAGAUUAUGAGAUAUCCUACCAGGCGACAGUGGGCGGGGCUCAUCAGCUACACGUGCGAGUGGGUGAGGAGGAUGUGGCAGGAAGUCCAUUCCCUGUGGCAGUCAAGACUCCAAUCGAUAAACUGGGAACUGUUAUCAACACUAUCAAUGAUCUCAAGUCACCUUGUGGAGUGGCAGUCAACCAAGCUGGGGAGAUAAUUGUAGCUGAAUACGAUGCUGGUAUUGUCUCGAUAUUUAGCCCCACAGGGAACCAGCUGCGAAAAUUAGACACUCGAGGUACAGCUGUUGGGGAGAUGAAAUAUCCUCAAGGUGUGGCAGUGGACAGUGAUGACAACAUUCUGGUAGUUGACUAUGGUAAGCAUCGACUGUUGAAGUUCUCAAGCGGAGGAGAUUUGAUAGCAGAAAUAGGUAGUAAUGGCGAUGGUCCUGGCCAGUUUAGAGAUCUUUUUGGUAUGUGUGUCAACAUUGUCGCUGGGAAUAAGGUGUACGUGGCUGAUAACAGUGCUCACUGUGUUCACAUCUUUAACUCUGAUCUAACCUUCUCCAGCAAGUUCGGUAGUGAAGGUGGUGGUAAUGGACAGUUUUACUCUCCCUGGGACAUUGCAUCUGAUUGUAGUGGUUGUGUGUAUGUGGCUGAUGCAGGUAAUAAUCGAGUGCAAGUCUUUACAUCCGAUGGUGGCUAUCUGAGGCAGUUUGGGAACGAAGGCAGUAACGAUGGAGAACUUAACGAUCCUAUCAGUAUCUGUGUGGGCAGUGAUGAUCUAGUGUAUGUGGGAGAAGAUGAAGAUGGGAACGGGCGUGUCUCAGUGUUCACAAGUGAGGGGGUGUUUCUCAAGUCAUUUGGAUCGUAUGGAUCUAGACGAGGGCAGUUCAAAAAGCCUUAUGGCAUAGCAGUAGACCAGUGUGGUGUUGUGUAUGUGUCUGAUUAUAGCAACAAUAGAGUGCAAAUAUUUUCUUAAAUUUUUUUUUUGAUAUUGAGUUAUUGUAGCACGUUGCUUAUUAAAAUAAUAUGAAUUCUUUACCCAUG
Halichondria panicea is the source of this 2430-nucleotide messenger RNA. Its product is annotated as tripartite motif-containing protein 2-like. The transcript is spliced from 2 exons. The coding region runs from base 149 to 2362 and encodes 737 amino acids. Lineage: Eukaryota; Metazoa; Porifera; Demospongiae; Suberitida; Halichondriidae. The record is from RefSeq and is a predicted model, not a curated record. Gene Ontology annotation, molecular function: protein binding; ubiquitin protein ligase activity; zinc ion binding.